AUGACAACUUCAAUAAGACACACUUUCACGCUUAAGUACAAGGAACCUAAGUUGGACAGUCUGAAGGGUUUGAUCUCUGAUUUGUCUCUCAGCAGACGUGAUGAGUUUGGAAAAAGCUAUGGGAAAAUUUUGAGCCUUCUAAAUAAGAAAUUUGACUAUGGAAUUAUCGGCUCUCUGGCACAAUAUUAUGAUCCACCUCUACGCUGUUUCACAUUCGCUGAUUUCCAGCUAGCUCCCACUUUGGAAGAAGUCGAGAGGAUCGUGGGUCUCAAGUUGAAAGAUUUUAAUCCGUUUCCAAAGCUCGAAGAAGAUAUGGGCCCAAAGAAGAUAGCUUCGGCCCUAAGUAUCAAUGUCCCGACUGUUCGAGACAAUUGGGCUGAAAAAGGGGGUUGCAAAGGUUUUGCCGCGAUGUUUUUGGAGGAUUUAGCUCUAAAGUUUAAGAAAAGUGGAAACUGGAAUGCAUUCUAUGCUGUGGUGGCUUUAUUGAUCCAUGGGAUUGUGCUCUUCCCAAAUGUUGAAAAAUUUGUGGAUCAAGUGGCCAUAGAAGUCUUUCUCUCUGGCAAUCCAGUACCAUUUCUCUUAGCUGACGUUUACUAUGCCCUUCACGCUCGACAUGAACAGAGGGGUGGAGUGUUGUUGUGUUGUGCUCCGUUGCUUUACACUUGGUUCAUGCAACACAUGCCUGAAGAAGGUCCUUUCGUGGCAAAAGAACUUAAGUCUCCUCAGAAACUAGCUUCUCUCACCGCGAGUUCCAUCAGAUGGUAUAUCCGAGAGUGGGAAACCCCAGACAUUAUAGGUUGCAUCAACUAUAACCCUAUGAUAUCUCGAUUACAACACGGUUACUCCAUGGAUGGUCCUCCUGACGCGAAGGACUUACAGCCAUUUGUGCUCUCUGACAUCCAAGCAAGCAAUCCUGAUGUAAGAGCAGUACGAAAGGCUUGGUUAAAGAUUGUAAGAAAGGGUAAAGAGUUUGGAAAGAGAAACAUUCUUGCCAAAGAACCUUACACGCAAUGGGUGAGAGAAAGAGUUGAGAAAAUCCAGUUGCCAUAUAUCUUAAAGGCUCCAGCUUUUCCUAAAACUCCUGAGCCCGAGCCCAUACUCCCUGAGGACAUGGAGAAACUCGUUACUAAGGUUAAGGAGCUCGAAGUGGAGAAUGCCGAUUUAUGA
Messenger RNA from Lathyrus oleraceus (garden pea), 1167 nucleotides. RefSeq lists its product as uncharacterized. The transcript has 2 exons. Bases 1 to 1167 code for a protein of 388 amino acids. Lineage: Eukaryota; Viridiplantae; Streptophyta; Magnoliopsida; Fabales; Fabaceae. The record is from RefSeq and is a predicted model, not a curated record.